Molecule: messenger RNA, 3152 nt
Organism: Eucalyptus grandis
Lineage: Eukaryota; Viridiplantae; Streptophyta; Magnoliopsida; Myrtales; Myrtaceae
Product: disease resistance protein RPV1-like
Exons: 5
Coding region: 132-3023 (963 amino acids)
Biological process (GO): defense response; signal transduction
Molecular function (GO): ADP binding
Source: RefSeq, a predicted model, not a curated record
UGGACGACGAGAAAUUGAGGUGAAGGCGGAAUCAAGUAUGGCUGAAUCAGAAGGCAGAAAAAGGAGAAGAGGCCCGAAGAUGAACCAGUAAGGCUGAAUCAAGAUUCGAUAAAUUUACAAGUUGAAUAAGUAUGGAUGAAUCCGCCGGCAAUAAACGGAAAAAACGCAGAAAUGAACCAGUGAGGCUGGAUCGAAGUGAAGGGGAAAGUAGAGAAGAUGAACCAGCGAGGCUGGAUCAAAAUGAAGGGGAAAGUAGAGAAGAUGAACCAGCGACGCUGGAUCAAAAUGAACGGGAAAGUAUAGAAGAUGAACCAGCGAGGCUGAAUCAAGAUAUGGUAGGGGCUGAAUCAACAUACGAUGUGUUCUUGAGUUUCAGAGGAUAUGAUAGUCUUGGAUUUGCGGAUAGCCUCUAUCACCGCUUGAAAGCUGAUGGAAUUAACGUUUUCAGAGAUGAUGGAUCCCUAAGUACUUCUGAAGAGCUUCCGCUGUCGGUCCACAGCUCCAACAUCUACAUACCGAUCUUUUCCCUAAACUAUGCUCGUAGCCCUCGGUGCCUUGAAGCGCUUGCACUCAUGGUAGAACACAUAUCUAGAUCAGCUGGGAAGAAAGAGAUCCUGCCCGUUUUCUACCACGAGGAAUGUUUGGAUGAGAAACUGAAAACAAUAUCACUCUACAGAGACGUCCUGAACGUGCACAGGCGGAGGUGGGGCGCAGAGAAAGUGGAGCGGUGGAAGAAGGCUCUUGUGGAGGCUGGUAAUGUCAAGGGAUGGGAACGAAGCUCUUAUGAAAGUCCAUGGGAACUUAUCACAUCAAUGAUUGAAGGAAUUUCGCUAAGGCUGAAGAUAAAGCAUAAUUACAAUACCUCGGAGCUUGAAGACAGUCAAGAAUCGAAUAUAAUGGAAUUAUUGGACCUGGAAGUAAAUGACGUACGAAUUGUUGGAAUCCAUGGGAGAGAUGGCAUUGGAAAGACCACUAUCGCCAAGAUCGUAUACGAUGAAAUAUCUCUUCACUUUGAUGCUUGCAGUUUUCUUGCGGAGAUUGAAGAAACAACACAGCAACCUGGUGGUAUCCAGUAUCUUCAAACCAAAUUGAUCUUUGACAUUGUGAAAAGAGAGUAUGAGGUUGCUUCUGCUUUCAAAGGAGUACGAGUUUUGAAAGAAAUAUUUAGGAAUAUGAAAGUUCUCAUUAUUCUUGAUGAUGUGGAAAGGGGGUCCCUUGUUAAGGAGUUUGUAGGAGCUAAGCUUGACUGGUUUGGUUCUGGAAGCAGAAUAAUUGUCACCUCAAAAGAAAGAAGCGUUCUUCAAGGGUUUGUUGAUCUAGGGUUGGCCCGUACUUACGAUGUUAAUCCAAUGCAUGAUGAUCUAGCUUUCAAAUUUUUCUGUCGCUGUGCAAUCAGAACGAGUGAUGAACUACAUUCUUAUGUUGAUAUUGCAAACAAAAUAGUCAAGGCUGCGAAAGGACUUCCCCUAUUUCUCAAAGUUUUUGGUUCUUUUUUGCAUGAUAAAGGACAAGAAGAAUGGAUUAAAUUUGAAGAUCUCAUAGGACAAUGUCAAGAAGAUUACCAAAAGAUUCUGAGCAUAAUUUAUGAAGCAUUAGAUCAAAAGCAAAAGCAGAUGUAUCUUAAUAUUGCAUGUUUUCCCCCGGAUGUGGAUAGUAGGAUUGCCUCAUAUAUGUGGCAUUAUUAUGAUCCUCCUCACGAUGUAAUCGAGGUCCUUUGUCAUAUGUCUAUAAUACAAAAGGAAGAAAAUAAAAUAGGUAUGCACAGCAUGCUAAGGUGCCUUGCCAGGGAGAUUAUGCGCAAAGGUUUCCAUGAUCCAGGAACAGGCGUUGGAUUGGACAUUGCUACCAUAGCCCAGGACCCGAACAUGGGGAAAAAGGGAACGGACCACCCUGACACUGAAGAGGCAGGCUAUGAGAUCCUACCAAACACGACAUUUCUCAGCUUGGGUCGCGCCAAUAUAGGUGGAAAAUUUGCAGAUGCCUUAUUGAACGUUCGAUGGCUUCAUUGGCAAGGGUGCCCUCGAGAUGCAAUCAGUAUUCUUUUAGAGAAAAAUGAACACCUAGUUAUUCUCGAUCUCUCGUGGAGUAAGGUUACAGAAUCCUGGGGAGGUUGGAAAAGAAUUAAGAUGGAGCGUUUGAAAGUCUUGAAUCUUACAGGUUGUGGGAACUUAUUAGUUACCCCCAGCUUCUCCUGUUGCCCAAACUUGGAGAUACUGAUCUUUGAGCGAUGUUCUCGACUGGUUCAUUUAGAUCCUUCAAUUAACAAUCUGAAGCGCUUGGUAACCCUGAAUUUGAAGUUCUGCUCUAACCUUAGCAUGUUGGCAGCGGAAAUGGAUGGGAUGAAUGCUUUGAGAGAGCUCUUGAUUGACGGCACUUCCGUACAAGAACUUCCUGCAUCGAUAGGCAAAUUGGCUCUACUGCAAAUUCUUAGUGCCACUAACUGCUUCUCAUUGGUUGGUGUUCCUGGUUCAGUUUGUGAACUUGAAGCUCUUUUAGUGCUAGCCUUGGAUGCCACGAAAAUUCUUGAACUCCCCGACUCAAUUGGAGACUUGUGCGAGCUUACACGCUUGUCUUUGCGGGAUUGUCGUGGGCUAGUAACGCUUCCAGAAUCCAUUGGCAAAUUGAAAGACUCAUUAGUAGAGUUGGACAUUUCGGGUACAGGUAUUUCAAAAUUGCCCAAUUCAACUAAAAACUUACGGAAUCUGAGAGUGCUGAAAAUGGAUUCUUGUUUCUUAAGGGAAUUCCCUCGUUGCAUUGGACAGUUGACAAACCUGGAAGAAGUGCAUGCCUCCUGGUGUAGGUGUUUGGAGGGAGUCAUUCCCAGUGAUAUUGGGAAACUACUUCGUCUCAGAGAAUUGAGGCUUCGGGGUACCCGGAUAUCGAGUCUUCCAUCAAAAGUACAGUUAUUGUCAAGGCUUCAGACUCUGGAUUUGCUUCACUGCGAGAACAUUAGAGAGUUGCCUAAUCUUCCCCAAAACCUAAUUAAUCUCUAUGUCAAUCCCGGCUUGAUGCGAAAUAUGUAAGAAUUUUCUGUGCUGUCCUUCGCAUUUAUCGUGAUAAUUUAUGUAGUGUAAGAUUAGAAUAGAUGGUUCAGUGUUGUCAUUAAUGGUGAUAUAUAGGGUUAAUUACAUUACAACCAACAUUUUUAGAGU